AUGGCGCAAGGAGGUAGGGGUGGUCAGGUUGGUGGGGAUGACUACAGUGAUGCCAAGCAUUUAUUGGAUAGCAUAGGGAAAAAAGUACACGACGAAAUAGUGAAAAAGGAUGCUAAAACUUAUAUUGGUGAAUUGGCAGGACUGUUGUCACAAGCAUCAAUUUUUGGUGGGGAAACAGUUGCCUUCUCAGAACCGUGCGGACUUAUAAAAAAUGAAAGUCAGAAACUUGCUGCUCUCGGUGAUCCGUGCGGAAGUGCAAGUGAAAAACGUUUUUCUAAAGAACGUGUCGAUGAAUAUGAUAAGAAAAAAAUAAAAUGUAGUAAUAGUGAAGGAGCUUGCGCUCCAUAUAGACGAUUGCACGUAUGCGACAAAAAUAUGGUAAAAAUGGACACAAAUAAUGAUAGUAAAGCUAAACAUGAUUUAUUGUUGGAUGUGUGUCUUGCAGCAAAGUAUGAAGGAGAGUCAUUAAAAACAUAUCGUGCACAAUAUGAUGAACAAUAUCCUUCUUCUGUUUCUACUUUUACAAUGUGUACUAUGUUAGCACGAAGUUUUGCCGAUAUAGGUGAUAUUGUCAGAGGAAGAGAUUUGUAUCGUGGCAAUAGAAAGAAAAAUGAAACAAAAACAGAAAGAGAAAAAUUAGAUGAUAAGUUGAAAGAAAUUUUCGAAAACAUUAGGAAAGAGAAUAAUUCAAAACUUAAAUCCCUUACAGAUGACCAAAUUAGGGAAUAUUGGUGGACUGCUAAUAGAAACGAUGUAUGGAAAGCUAUCACAUGUAGCGCGGACAAGGGUAAUACAUAUUUUCGAGCAACGUGCAUUGAUCUUAAUGAAAGUCCAUCUAUGGCUAGAGACAAAUGCCGCUGUAAGGACAAAAGCUUCACAAAAGAGACCGACCAAGUCCCCACAUAUUUCGACUACGUUCCGCAGUUUCUUCGCUGGUUCGAGGAAUGGGCAGAAGAUUUUUGUCGUAAAAAGAAGAAAUAUGUUGAUAUAGUUAAAACAUAUUGUCGUAAUGAAACAAAAGGAAAAUAUUGUAGUUUGAAUGGCUACGAUUGCACGAAAACUAAACCAGCGAUUGGUAGAUUGCGUAUGGGUAAUCAAUGUACUAAAUGUUUUUUUGCAUGUUAUCCUUAUGAAAAAUGGAUAGAUAAGAAAAAAGAAGAAUUUCUAAAACAAAAACAAAAAUACGAAAAAGAAAUGGAAAAAUAUACAAACGAAGCAUCAGGUAGUACUGGUGGUAGGGCAAAACGAUCUGUAAGUACUACUAAUUAUGAUGGAUAUGAAAGUAAAUUUUAUAAAAUACUUAAAGAUAAAUAUAAGGAUGAGGGCCUUAAUAAAUUUUUAGAAAAAUUAAGUAAUGAAGAUGUAUGCACAAAAGUUGACGACGAAGGAGGAAAAAUUCGUUUUGAAAAAGUUAAUAGUGGUGGUACUGCUCGUAGUGGUGGUACUAGUGGUACUAGUAGUACUAGUGGUGAUAGUGGUACCAAUGAUAUUAAUAAUAAAACAUUUUAUCGUUCAAAAUAUUGCCAACCCUGUCCUCUAUGUGGAAUGAAAAGGACCAAAAAUGGUGGUAACAAAUGGGAAGAGAAAAGUGGUGGCAACUGCAAGAGUGGAAAACUUUAUAGGCCUAAAGGUGGCAAAGAUGUUACUCCUAUUAGAAUCCUUAAGAGUGGUGAAAACCAUGAUGAUAUUGAAGAAAAAUUAAACGCAUUUUGCCAAGCACAAAAUGGUACUGGUGGUGUUGCAAAUGGUAGUGGUAGUGGCACUAGUGAUAGUCAGAAACUGUAUCAAGAAUGGAAAUGUUAUCAACUUGAAGAGCUGACGAAAGUUGUUCAGGAUGGUGUGGAGGACGAGGAUGACGAGGAUGACGAGGUCUAUGACAAGGAGGUAGAAGGCGCAGGCGGAUUAUGUAUAUUAAAAAAAAAAAAAGAAAAAAGUGAAGGCAAAUCUCAAAACGACCCUGAUGAAAUCCAAAAGACAUUCCAUAAUUUUUUUUACUAUUGGGUGGCACAUAUGUUAAAAGAUUCCAUACAUUGGAGAACAAAAAAACUUGAUAAAUGUUUACAAAAUGGUAAGAAAAAAUGUGGAAAAAAAAUAUGUAAUGGUGAUUGUGAUUGUUUUAAAAGAUGGGUUGAACAAAAAAGAAAAGAAUGGGACCCAAUAAAAAAACAAUUUAGCAAGCAAAAAGGUAUUCCAUUUGGGUGUUAUUUCACAACUCUUGAAGGUGUUUUACAAUUAGAAUUUUUGAAUGAAAAUACUGAUGAAGAUGCCGAAAAUAAUGUGAGUGCAGAGGAGGCAAAGGAAAUACAACACCUUCGCCAAAUGUUGAAACAAGCAGGUGUUGCUAUUGGUCUUGAUGCUCUUGGUGGCUGUGGUACCGGUGGUGACUCCGACAAUGAAAAAGAAACUUUAAUGGAUAAAUUUCUCGAAGAGGAAGAACAAUUUGCCGAAAAAUGCAUAAAAAAAUGCCAAGAAACGCAAAAACAACCCACUGGAGAUGGUGUUGCCGACACCUCACCCGACCCCUCACGUGACACCAACGUUGACCCCGAGCAGGAGGAAGAAGAAGAAGAAGACGACUCCGAAGAGCAGGACGCCACGGUGAACGGACCGGAGGACGGAGGGGGGGAGGCAACACAACAACCACAGGGACCAUCGGAAAAAAAAGAGGAAGUAAAGGUGUGCGAAACAGUGAAAACCGCACUCGGGGGCAAUUUGGAUGAAGCAUGUAACCAAAAAUAUGGUCUACCACAACGACAUUGGGGGUGGAAGUGCAUACCAAGUGGUAGUGGUAGUACUGCCACAAGGGAGGGUGAAGGUAGUAGUGAUGGAGGUGCUAAGGAUGGUGUUGGUGUAAAUGGUGGUGUUCUCCAACGUGCCCGACGUGGUACACCUGGUGAGAAAACCGCCACAUCUAGUGAUAGUGGCGCCAUUUGUGUGCCACCGCGAAGACGACGAUUAUAUGUCACACCACUAACGAGAUUGGCAGGUGGUGAUAAAGACACGCAGGCGUCAGUGUCACCACAGGUGGUUGGUGAGACACCACAGGUUUCCACUCCGGCGUUAACUUCGCCGCCGCCGUCUGACCCACGCGCCGACGUCGACUUGGUUAAAGCCUUCGUGGAAUCGGCCGCGGUUGAGACGUUUUUUUUGUGGGAUAGGUACAAAAAAGAGUGGGAACACAGGAACAAGAAGCCACAGGACGGAUUACUACUAUUCGGCGAGUCAACAGCAUCAGAUCAUAUGGCAGCACUAAGUCACACCGGUGGACCACAACAACAACCCGGUUCAGUCAGUGAUGAUCCCCAAUCCAAAUUACAAAAAAGUGGUGAAAUCCCCACAGAUUUCUUGCGACAGAUGUUUUAUACAUUAGGUGAUUAUAGGGAUAUAUGCAUAGGUGGUGACCGCGAUAUCGUGGGCGACACUAUUGUUAGUAACACAGAGGGUGGUACCCCUACAAAAAUAUCGGAGAAAAUAGAACAAAUUUUAAGCAAACAAAGUGGCACACAUCCUCCCACACCUCCUGGUCCCCCACAAACUAGUGUCGAAAAAACCACACGAGAAUCCUGGUGGAAUGCACACGCCCCUUCCAUUUGGAAAGGCAUGAUAUGUGCUUUAACAUACAAAGAUGGCGAAGAGGGCAAAUCACCACAAGUGGAUACCACUGUGCAAAAGGAACUUUUGGAUAAAGACGGCAAACCCCUAAACCCCCAAUACCAAUACACAAAUGCCAAACUCGAAGAAAAAAACAGUGGUGCCAAACAAAACCGAAACCCCACAGCCCCUAGUGAUAACAAACCCACCACCCUCGUCGACUUUAUUUCUAGACCCCCCUAUUUCCGAUACCUUGAAGAAUGGGGAGAAAAUUUUUGUAAAGAGAGGAAAAAGAGGUUGAAACAAAUUAAAGUGGAGUGUAAGGUGGAUCAAGAUAAUGAUAAAAAUGGUAAAAAAUGUAGUGGUUAUGGGGAAGAUUGUCAUGAUAAUGUUUUUAAUAACAAUUAUACUACUUUUCCGGAUUUUUAUUGUCCAGAUUGUGGUAAAUAUUGUAGUUCUUAUAGAAAAUGGAUAGAAAGAAAGGGAAAAGAAUUUAUUAAACAAAAAAACGCAUAUAAGGAACAAAAAACAAAUUUCCAAACGCAAAGUGAGACUGCUAAAGAAUUUUUACAGAAGUUAGGAUCAUGUAAAAAUAAUAAUAGAAAUGAGAAUGCAGAGGAUAAUAACAAAAUUUUUGAGGAUAAUGGCGAUACAUUUGAACCUGCAAAAGAUUGUAAACCAUGUUCUCAAUUUAGAGUUAAAUCAGAAAAGUGUAAUUGCAGGAGUUCUGGUAAAGGAAAUACCUGCAAUGAUAAAAAUAGUAUUGAUGUAAAUGAUAUUGGAGAUGGAGGGAAUUCUACUGUACUAGAAAUGCGUGUCAGUGAUGAUAGUAAAAGUGGAAGUGGAUUUGAUGGUUUAGGCGAAUGUAAAGAAGCACAUAUCUUUAAAGGUAUUAGAAAAGAUGUAUGGACUUGUGAAAAGGUAUGUGGUUAUAAUGUGUGUAAACCGAUAAAAGUCGAUGGGAAAGAAAAUGGUGAAAACCAAAUUAUAAUUAUUAGAGCAUUAUUUAAACGAUGGCUAGAAUAUUUUUUAGAAGAUUAUAAUAAAAUUAGAAAAAAAUUAAAGCCUUGUAAGAAAAACGGUGAAGGAUCUCCAUGUAUAAAAGAUUGUGAUAAAAUAUGUGAAUGUGUAACUAAAUGGAUAGAAAAGAAAAGGACAGAAUGGACAAAUAUAAAAAAACAUUACCUAGAAAAAAAACAUGAAAAGGGUGACGAUGGCAUGACUUCUUUGGUUAAAAAUUUUUUGGAAGACUUGCAAGAUCGACCUGAAUUUCAAAACGCUAUAAAACCUUGUAAUGAUUUAAAUGCGUUCGAGAAGUCUUGUGGUCUUCAUGGCGCUGAGAUCUCACAAAAAAAAGAAGGUGAAGAUUACGAUCUUGUUCUAUGUUUACUUAAAAAGCUUGAAGAAAAAGCAAAAAAGUGUAAAGAGGACCACUCUAGUGGCGAACAAACAGAAAAAGAGUGUCAAGAAUACCCUCCCUUACCUGACGAAGAGUAUGAAAAUGAAGACGAAAAUGAAAAAACAAACAUACAACCUAAAUUUUGUCCAAAACAACAAACACCACCAAAACAAGAGGAUGAAGACGGUUGUGUCCCAGCAGAAGCACCUAAAGAAGUAGUACCUGAGAAAAAAGUGCCAUCUGAUCCACCCCCGGCACCGGCCCCUGCGGCCCCUCCAUCAACCCCUGCAGCACCAAAACACCCUCGUGGUGGUGAAGAAAAAAAAGCAAAACCGUCAUUACCAAACCCCCCAACUGUGUUCGACAACCCCCAUGUUAAAACUGCCCUUGUGACCUCCACCCUCGCCUGGAGCGUUGGCAUCGGUUUUGCUGCAUUCACUUAUUUUUAUCUAAAGAAAAAAACCAAAUCUCCUGUGGACCUCUUACGUGUACUUGAUAUCCACAAAGGUGAUUAUGAUAUACCGACAAAACUUUCACCCAAUAGAUAUAUACCUUAUACUAGUGGUAAAUACAGAGGCAAAACAUACAUUUACCUUGAAGGAGAUAGUGGAACAGAUAGUGGUUACACCGAUCAUUAUAGUGAUAUUACUUCAUCUUCCGAAAGUGAAUAUGAAGAAUUGGAUAUUAAUGAUAUAUAUGUACCAGGUAGUCCUAAAUAUAAAACGUUGAUAGAAGUGGUACUAGAACCUAGUGGUAACAACACAACAGCUAGUGGUAAAAACACAACAGCUAGUGGUAAAACACAAAGUGGUAACAACACAACAGCUAGUGGUAAAAACACACCUAGUGAUACACAAAAUGAUAUACAAAAUGAUGGUAUACCUAGUAAUAAAUUUAGUGAUAAUGAGUGGAAUACAUUGAAAGAUGAUUUUAUAUCUAAUAUGUUACAAAAUGAACCAAAUACAGAACAAAAUAUGUUAGGUUAUAAUGUGGAUAAUAAUACCCAUCCUACCAUGUCACGUGAUAAUAUGGAAGAAAAACCUUUUAUUACUUCUAUUCAUGAUAGAGAUUUAUAUACUGGAGAAGAAUAUAAUUAUAAUGUUAAUAUGAGUACUAAUAAUGUUGAUAUUCCAAUGAGUGAUAAAAAUGGUAACUAUACUGGUAUAGAUUUAAUUAAUGACACGUUAAGUGGUAACCAUAAUGUUGAUAUUUAUGAUGAAUUGUUGAAAAGAAAAGAAAAUGAAUUAUUUGGGACAAAUAAUCCAAAACGUACAAGUACAUAUAGUGUUGCAAAAAAUACAAACAGUGAUCCUAUACUCAAUCAAAUAAAUUUGUUUCAUACAUGGUUAGAUAGACAUAGAGAUAUGUGCGAACAGUGGGAUACAAACAAUAAAAAAGAGGAAUUGUUAGAUAAAUUAAAAGAAGAGUGGGAAAAUGAGACACAUAGUGGUAACACUCACCCUAGUGAUAGUAACAAAACGUUAAAUACUGACGUUUCUAUUCAAAUACAUAUGGAUGAUCCCAAAACUACAAAUGAGUUUACAUAUGUGGAUAGUAACCCCAACCAAGUGGAUGACACCUACGUGGAUACAUACCCUAAUAAUUCUUCCAUGGAUACUAUCUUGGAGGAUCUGGAAAAAUAUAAAGAACCUUAUUAUGAUGUGCAAGAUGAUAUUUAUUAUGAUGUAAAUGAUGAUCAUGAUACAUCAACUGUGGAUAGUAAUAAUAUGGAUGUUCCUAGUAAAGUACAAAUUGAAAUGGAUGUAAAUACCAAAUUGGUGAAAGAGAAAUAUCCUAUAGCAGAUGUAUGGGAUAUAUAA
This is a messenger RNA of Plasmodium falciparum 3D7, 6810 nucleotides long. RefSeq names its product erythrocyte membrane protein 1, PfEMP1. The record is from RefSeq and is a predicted model, not a curated record. Bases 1 to 6810 code for a protein of 2269 amino acids. The transcript has 2 exons. Gene Ontology annotation, biological process: adhesion of symbiont to host cell. NCBI's taxonomy places the organism in Eukaryota, Apicomplexa, Aconoidasida, Haemosporida, Plasmodiidae. Gene Ontology annotation, molecular function: host cell surface receptor binding. Gene Ontology annotation, cellular component: membrane.